AUGAAUCUUCCGGAUGAUUUAUUAGUACCAAGUACUUUACCUAUUACUAGGCAAAGCAGAAAAAAAAGAAUGUAUGAUGAGCUAUGUGCAGACGAAACACCAGAGUUACCAUUAGACAAGUUCAGAGUUGAAACUUAUCAAUCAAUAGUUGAUCACAUUAAUAAUAGUUUAAAUGAACGCUUCACCGACAACAAUCAAAUGAUAGCGGAUGUUCAAUACUUGAUACCUAAAAAUUUUAAACAAAUUGAACAAAUGCCAAACACAGCUUUAAAACACUUGGCCAAUUUAGCAAAUUUAGAUCACAUACAACUUUGCUUAGAACUAAAUAAUUUUUCUAAAAUGUAUCCCAAGUUAAAAAUGUCUACAACAGAAAGAACUAAACAAAUAUACCGUCAAUUUGAUACUGAUUCAGAUGAAAACACAGAUAAUGAUGAAGAAAAUAUGAAUUAUGAUGCAGCAUUUUCUUGUAACAACAAAAACAGCAUACAUGAUACUAACAAUUGUUUACAAUGUGUAUACAAACUUGUAUACAAUUUAAACAUGCAUGUCUCGGCUUAUACUCAACUAUGUGCUUCAUAUGAGUUUUUUCUUACUUUGUCGUUCACCGAAGUCAACUGCGAAAGGACAUUCAGCAAACUUAAGCUUGUGAAAACAAGACUCAGAGCCAAUAUAAGUCAAGAUAAUUUAGAAGCACUCUUAAUUAUGAGUGUUGAAAAACAAUUACUCAAUGAAAUUGAAAUUUCAAAUGUCAUUGAAUAUUUAAAAGCUAGUUCUACAGUAAUGGCUAAAAUGUUUUCAAUAUAAAAUUGUCAUUUAAGUUUUGUUUUAUAUAAUUUAAGUAUUUUCUUAACUAUAAUAAAUAAUAAUGCAUUAAUUUGUAUGGAUUAUGAUUCUUCUUCUUCAUUCUCUGGCAUGACUACUCUCUAAGAGAUUUUGCUGACAUUACUAAACUUUGCCACCUAUCUCUAUCUAUGAAUUAUAAUAUAUGAAAA
Hydra vulgaris (swiftwater hydra) is the source of this 992-nucleotide messenger RNA. NCBI's taxonomy places the organism in Eukaryota, Metazoa, Cnidaria, Hydrozoa, Anthoathecata, Hydridae. The record is from RefSeq and is a predicted model, not a curated record.